AUGGUUUAUUUCCGACUUGGUAAAUGUACUAUUUGCCAUACUCGUUUGAGUCCUGGCAAUAUUUAUACUUUGAAAAAUUGUAAUCACACAUACCAUAAAAAUUGUAUUACUCGUUGGAUUGAAGGAGGGUCAGAAACCUGUCCCCGUUGCCGAACUCAUGCUACUUUGGAUGAUAUUAAGCAACUUUUUAUUGAAGAAGCGGGUGAUGAUUCGCAGGAAUCCGAUGAUGAUGAGUUUACUGAAAGUACGAGUAAUGUGGUUAUACGAACUCCGACUCCGAACAAUACUAUUUUGGAUAUGAAGAACAAAGUUUAUGAGCGUAAAGGUCAAACAGUUGAAGAACAGCGUUUGGUAAGAGAAAUGUGGUUUUAG
Meloidogyne enterolobii is the source of this 372-nucleotide messenger RNA. NCBI's taxonomy places the organism in Eukaryota, Metazoa, Nematoda, Chromadorea, Rhabditida, Meloidogynidae. The record is from the annotation of a GenBank genome assembly.